This is a messenger RNA of Calliphora vicina (urban bluebottle blowfly), 1977 nucleotides long. It is a transcript of the gene SecCl, whose product is annotated as Secretory chloride channel. Gene Ontology annotation, molecular function: transmitter-gated monoatomic ion channel activity involved in regulation of postsynaptic membrane potential; chloride channel activity; excitatory extracellular ligand-gated monoatomic ion channel activity. Gene Ontology annotation, biological process: nervous system process; signal transduction; chemical synaptic transmission. Gene Ontology annotation, cellular component: neuron projection; plasma membrane; synapse. The record is from RefSeq and is a predicted model, not a curated record. NCBI's taxonomy places the organism in Eukaryota, Metazoa, Arthropoda, Insecta, Diptera, Calliphoridae. The transcript is spliced from 7 exons. The coding region runs from base 320 to 1861 and encodes 513 amino acids.
AAAAAGUAUUGCUGUGGCCAACAAUUAACGCGAACAACCUUUUAAAUACGUUAAGAAUAAAACAACAACAAUAACGACAAUACAAUUAAUAUUUAAGAUAACUCAACGCGUUCACAGAUAUUACUGAAACAAAAAAAAAUCUAAAAAUUCAAUGUCUCAAAAUUAUUUAAGUUUAAAAGGAAACAACCAAAAAUUAUUUACAUGUUGUGUUUAAAAAGUUAAAUAAAUAUUGAAUAGUUCUCCUUAAAUUCUAACAAAAUAAAAUAAAAAAUAAAUAAAAAUUAAUAAAAAAAAUUUAAAUCCAAAACCUCCAAAAGCUAUGGCAAAUAUAUAUUUUCAAAUCUUUACAAAAGUUUUAUUAAUAACCUUGGUACUGAUUGUCACACAAAUUAAUACAACUGCGUCAGCCAGCACAGACGAAGAAGAGUGCCCAUCGCUUGAAAAUGCCGCAUCAUUACAGCAAUCUCAAUUAAUUCAAAGACUAACACAUGUAUGCAGAUACGAUCGUCUGGAAAGACCCAUACAAUAUAAUACGGGGAGCGGAGAACGUCUGCCGAUUAGUGUAAAGGCUCGAAUUUAUAUUUACUACAUGCAGAAUCUAAACUCAGAUUUGUUGCAGUUCAAAAUGCAUGCCCUCUUGCAGCUAAGAUUUCUCGAUGAGCGUCUAGCUUACACGAAUUAUGCACCGAAUCGUAAGGAAAAUAUUUUGGGUCAAAAACAUUUAAGUGAACGUCUAUGGCUGCCACAUAUAUUCUUUGCCAACGAACGUGAAUCUAGUAUUUUGGGUACAGACGAAAAAGAUGUUCUAACAUCGAUAUCUCCCGAAGGUCAAGUGAUUAUUUCUACACGUUUGCAGGCGACUCUAUAUUGCUGGAUGAACUUUAAGAAAUUUCCAUUUGAUGAACAGUACUGUUCGACGGUGCUCGAAAGUUGGAUGUAUAAUACCACAGAAUUGGUAUUAGAGUGGGAAGAAAAAACACCCAUAUCCUUUGAUCCUGAUAUGCGUCUAACCGAAUAUAAUAUGCAACACUAUUGGUACAAUGAAACAGUGGUUGUUUCCAAUGAAGUGCAUUUUAGACAUGGUGCUUUCAUUGGCAAUUACAGUUCGUUGAGUUUCACUGUAAAUCUUAAUCGUGAAAUUGGCUUUUAUCUUAUGGACUACUUUUUACCCUCAAUGAUGAUAGUGGCCAUUUCUUGGGUUUCAUUUUGGUUACAAGCCGAUGCCUCACCGCCUCGCAUUAUGUUGGGCACCAGUACUAUGUUAUCAUUCAUUACAUUAUCGUCCUCACAAAGUAAAACUUUACCCAAGGUCAGCUAUAUUAAGGUGUCCGAAGUCUGGUUUCUUGGCUGUACUUUCUUCAUAUUUGGCAGCCUGGUAGAGUUUGCCUUUGUGAAUACCAUCUGGCGACGUAAAGAAAAUAUUGAACUGAAAAAAGUCAAUAGUAAAUACAUUUUAAAGUCUACGCUUACACCGCGUCCUGCCCGUCGUGAACUUGGCCUUAACAAUCAAUCGCGUACCAGAUCUUGUUCCAGUUUAGAUAAUAUUGUCUCCAGUACGGAGAGUGUAAUGAAUGGCAACGUUAAUCCGGGCUUUAAUAAUUACUUAACGGUACAUAAUCUACCAAUAAUAACCACACAAAGUCCCGAUACCGUAUCAAUUUCCAGUAAUCAAAAUAGUGCCGAUCAUGUUAUAAACUUGGAUAAUAAAGAUGCUAAUAAUAAAAAUGGCGAAAGUGCGACCUUCACAUCCAUGACACCACAGGAAAUUGCAAUGUGGAUUGAUCGACGAUCAAGAUUUCUAUUCCCUGUAAUGUUUCUUGCCUUCAAUGCUUUGUAUUGGACAUUUGUAUAUUGUUUUUAAAUGUUAUUGUACAUUUCAUACGAAUUCUACCUAUAAGUAUUUUGUUUUUUUCUUAUAUUAAGUAUAAUUACCUUGUAUUCCGCUUAAUUGAGAAAAUAUUCCUAAAAAAAUACCAA